AUGUCAUCGACAGCUCUCUCUCCCGUACCGUCCUACGAUAUCUCAAACCUAUCCGACGAGCGUUCCAGGACCCUGCAUGCUUUGCUUCAGCAAGGCCAUGGGGAAGUUGCCCUACUGCUUGGACCAAAGCUCCUCUUUCACAGUCAUGUUCCCCAUAAACUGGGAUCCGCCUACUGUCUUGGUGCCUCUGUCGACCAGAUGAGGGAGAUGUAUCAGACUGAAACGGUGGGACUAAACUACGAGAAAAAAGAAGAUAAUGAUCUCUUUACCCGGGAGGCUGUUACUCGUGAGAGUUGGCAGGGCUUGAUAAAUAACAAGACCUAUACCCUCUCUUUCACCGAAUUCUUUGAUCAAGAAGUCUCCCAGAGCAAUGGAGACUGGAAAUCAGUGGUCAAUCAAUAUCUCUUUGACUCAUCCAAUCCAUUGAUCAAUGGAUUUAUCGGUGGCUUGGGUCAUCCCUUGAUCCAUCUCGCCUACGCCUACGAGCUCCAAUGUCCUCAGGUGGCAACUGAAGCACUCAGUCUGGCCUGCACAGAGCGGGACUAUACGUUCAGAUUCAUGGACCUGCCACCCUCGGGUGUGAAUUCCUCCCUCAAGGAGAUCUUGACGAAAGUCCACGUCGACCCCCGCUUCGACAAUCUGUUCGAUCUCCCCGGCUACGCCAACAUCUUCGCCGUCUUUGGUGCAGCAGAAUCCGCUCUCUUGGAGCACUGGCAGGCCUGGGAGGUCAGCGAUCCGGACCGCCAACUGGAGGAAAUUCUCGACCUGGCGGUCUUGCUAACCAUCUCGACCCCAACCCCGGAACAUGAAUACGACUUUUAUUUUGCCCAUAUGUUGACGGUGGGACACGCUAUCCGAGUGCUUCUGCCUCACUUUCCGUCGGAGUGGGUAACUCCUGUGAUCCGGCAAUAUUGGAUGUUUGUGUUGUAUCUGUAUAUUGCCCAGUUGAGGCCGGAUAUUUCCCAUCUGACGUUGCCGUCGGUCGUGGAAAACGAGAAGGAUUGGGAUUAUGUGACGGCCCAGGCUUUUGUUGGGGAGUUUGGGUAUGACUCCCAUCGUCUGAAGGUUUUGAGGGCUUUGAAGGUUGCCGAGGAAACUUGGGGCUGGAAGAAUGGUCAGUAUCUGGCGAGUGCCGUUCAAUUUCUUCAGGAUUUUAAUGGGUGGACGGGCUUUGGGAUGGGAGUUGAUGGGGUUGAAUAG
Penicillium concentricum is the source of this 1200-nucleotide messenger RNA. Its product is annotated as questin oxidase family protein. Lineage: Eukaryota; Fungi; Ascomycota; Eurotiomycetes; Eurotiales; Aspergillaceae. The record is from RefSeq and is a predicted model, not a curated record. The transcript has 4 exons. The coding region runs from base 1 to 1200 and encodes 399 amino acids. Gene Ontology annotation, molecular function: oxidoreductase activity.